CAUACAAUAAGGCAGCAGGGUGUUGCUGGAGCUGCUGGAGCUCAGGAAGGAGGGGGUGACGUCACGGUCUCUCCGCUCAGCAGCAGCUGCAGCUCCGGGGAACGAAAGGCGAGGAGGGAGCGGAACCCCAACACUUAGCCCUGGUGUCCCCCCCCCUCCAUAUUCAUUAUUUAGCACUGCAUUUGCCUCAUGCACCGAGAACCCCCCUAAUAAUCUGCAACCCCUUCCUACACAUACGACCCCCAAAUAGCGGCAGCCGCUUCCCUGUGUUAUUUGGAUCCUGCGCCCCACUUUUCAGCACCCCCAGCUCCUGCAGGAAUAUAGCCUAGUAACAGUAACCAUCUGGCACCCCUACACCCCAGUAACGGAGGGGCUCCUCAUACUCACCGGUCCCCUCAGCAGCAACAACCCGCCUGCCCUCCUCCCCGACACCCGGGCCCGCAGCGCCUCUGUGCCUCUUACCUGCGCCAAUCGGGAUCAUGUGCAUCCGAACUGGGUACCAUUAAUAUGGGCUGCAUCGGGAGCAGGAGCAGCGGGACCGUGGAAGCUCUACGUGUGGAGUGGAGUGAGGGAAGGUGUACUGCUGCACUUUUCCAUCAGAAAAGGUCAUCCUUUGUUCGAAGGUUUAAUCUGCGGGUCCCCACGGACAGCCAGGAGUUCCUGGAGGUGACACGUACCUUCCCUCACUAUGACAUGUUACAUGUUGAAGAUACAGGUGAGAUGUUACCCAAGUCUCGAAGAGCACUAACCAUCCAUGAGAUUACAGCUUUGGCACGGUCCUCUCUGCACGGAAUCUCACAGGUGGUAAAGGAUCAUGUGACCAAGCCCACUGCUAUGGCUCAGGGACGUGUCGCACACCUGAUUGAGUGGAAGGGUUGGAGCAAACCCAGUGACUCUCCAGCUGCUCUGGAAACUCAUUUCAACUCCUACUCACAUUUAAGUGAGGGAGAACAGGAAGCCAGAUUUGCUGCAGGUGUAGCUGAGCAGUUUGCAAUAGCAGAGGCAAAGCUCCGUGCCUGGUCAUCCAUUGAUGGAGAAGAUUCAACAGAUGAUUCCUAUGAUGAAGACCUUCCUCCUCCCUGUGACCAUUCCCAGCCAUCAGAUUUCCUGACCCCUGUACAGAAGGAUCUGGUGCCCUCACGUGUCUGCUGUUGUGACAGUGACUCCUCCCGCACUUUGUCCCCUGAGACUUUGUGUUCCAGUCUGUGCAGCCUGGAUGAGGAGCAGCUUCUCUUGGGAUCUCCAGCUCAGUUAGUUGAGGAGCCUUUGCUGACCAAGCCUCAGUCAGUUUUAGGCCCCUACAGUUGCCUCCAAGAUGUUGAGUGUGAAGACUCUUCAUAUUCUGUGUCAUUCUCGGAGUCCUGUUUAAGUCCCAGUGAGGAUGAGCUGAUUUCCUUCCCAUCAGUGAGUCGUGGAUCUGGAGUACUCAGCUUGCGCAGAAAGGGGUCGGAUGUAAUGUCUUCAGGAGUUGUUUCUCUGGAAGAGGAGGAGGAUGACCAACCCUGAUCAGUACCCAAAAUUGCCACUGUAAUCCUCCAAAUUUUUCUUCCUCCUUUUCCACUUUAUUCCAUCCGUUUAUAUUUUUCAGAUUUGUUCCCUGACUCUAAAACUACCAAACAAAUUAUAGGGCAUUAUCUUUACUAUCGGACCCACUUCUUUGUUUCAUUCCAUUUUUUAUUCUCAUUUCAAAUAUAAUACUUGCUCUACUUCUCUACCUCUGCUUGCUCUGCUCUAACCUAUUUCUUACACUGUCCUGUUCAGUUCCUUCCUUUCUACCUCUACUCUGCUUUCCUCAUUUCUUUUUCCAUCGAUCCUAUAUUUGAUUGUUUUCAAUUUUGCAAGCCUUUGGUCUGUUUGCAUGAUUUUUGCAUCUGGCACAUAACUGCCUAGGUGGUGGGGAGGGUGGGGCCUCUUAGUUGUUUUGUGCAUGUGUUGCACCGCACAUGAUUCUUCUCCAAGUUCCUAACUCGUGCAGGAUCCUGGCUGGGGUCAGUGGCAGCAUGGCUUGUUCCUGUCACCCCCUGGCUCUGUAUAUGACUUUUUGGUUUCCUCAUCUGCACCACAACAAAUUCCAGCUGUGAAAAAACAGGAGACACAGGGUUUAUUGUGGAUUCAGCAGCUUCAGGAUUGUCACUGUGAAGUUUCAGUGACACUGUGGAGACCCUACUCCCCACAAGCUGUGGGGUCGCAUGCGGUGUAUGGAAUCCCUUCUUUUCUAGCGUUUUGUACGUGUCUAUUUGCUGCUCUUGAAAGGUCUCGUGCGGUAACAUCAACCGUUUGUAAUUCAACUUCCUGGGUGUCUGUGGUCCUGAUUUCUAGCUUGUUCUUCAAAGUUUUCACCUGGUCUACUUUUGUGGGUAGGGGGGCAUCUGAGCAACAAACCUAGCUCACACUACAAACACUAGUAAUGAAAAAUGCAUUUUUUUGGUUGGCAAUGAUCCAAUGUUCUACUGCUUCCCAUGAUGCAUCAGAUAAGUCAAACAAGAAAUGUAAAAUUUCUGAG
Molecule: messenger RNA, 2503 nt
Organism: Xenopus tropicalis (tropical clawed frog)
Lineage: Eukaryota; Metazoa; Chordata; Amphibia; Anura; Pipidae
Gene: fam131a
Product: family with sequence similarity 131 member A
Exons: 6
Coding region: 508-1506 (332 amino acids)
Source: RefSeq, a predicted model, not a curated record